UUUCCGGGGGGGGGGGGGAAAUGGUUGUGGCUGUCGGACUCGGUGUAACCCGCAAAAGUGUCCCCCAUAUCCCGGAAGUGGCCGGAGAAACCAUGAGCCGACAUCAGCUGCUGCCCACCCUUUUACUCCAGAUCCAGAAAAUCCACACCACGGGGCAACACCUGAAAUCCAAAACCGGGGCAGAGCAUCGCUGGCUGCAGAGACAUUUCCGAGACCCAUUUGUGAAGAGAGCCAAAGAGAGGAACUAUCGUUGCCGAAGUGCCUUCAAAUUGCUGGAGAUUGACGACAAACAUCACCUCUUUCGGCCUGGGCUGCAUGUCCUUGACUGUGGGUCGGCCCCUGGAGCCUGGGCCCAGGUGGCUGUGGAAAGGGUCAAUGCCGCAGGAUCUGACCCAAAACUUCCCGUCGGCUUUGUCCUCGGAGUUGAUCUUCUUCACCUCUUCCCUCUGGAAGGAGCGGUUUUUCUCCCUCACGCCGAUAUCACAGAUCUGGCCACCCACGAGGAGAUCCAAACCCUUCUCCCGAAAGGCAAAGUGGACAUCAUCCUAAGCGACAUGGCACCGAACGCCACCGGCAUCCGGGAAUUCGACCAUCAGAAGUUGAUUCAUCUCUGCCUGUCCCUUCUGGAUCUGGGCCGAGGCAUUUUGCAGCCGGGAGGGAUCCUGCUGUGCAAAUUCUGGGAUGGCAAGGACAGCCACCUCCUCCGAAGCCGGCUGUUGCAAGAUUUCCAGGAAGUGAAGACCCUGAAGCCUCAAGCGAGCAGAAAAGAAUCAGCCGAGACUUUUUUCUUAGCCAAAACCUACCGAGACGUGUCAGAGGUGCAGCUGAAUAAACUUGAAUAGCUCCAUCAUG
Thamnophis elegans (Western terrestrial garter snake) is the source of this 852-nucleotide messenger RNA. It is a transcript of the gene MRM2, whose product is annotated as mitochondrial rRNA methyltransferase 2. Lineage: Eukaryota; Metazoa; Chordata; Lepidosauria; Squamata; Natricidae. Gene Ontology annotation, cellular component: mitochondrion. The coding region runs from base 21 to 842 and encodes 273 amino acids. Gene Ontology annotation, biological process: RNA methylation. The record is from RefSeq and is a predicted model, not a curated record. The transcript is spliced from 3 exons. Gene Ontology annotation, molecular function: rRNA (uridine-2'-O-ribose)-methyltransferase activity.